Molecule: messenger RNA, 1641 nt
Organism: Ogataea philodendri
Lineage: Eukaryota; Fungi; Ascomycota; Pichiomycetes; Pichiales; Pichiaceae
Exons: 2
Coding region: 1-1641 (546 amino acids)
Biological process (GO): positive regulation of transcription by RNA polymerase II
Cellular component (GO): nucleus
Molecular function (GO): transcription cis-regulatory region binding; DNA-binding transcription factor activity
Source: RefSeq, a predicted model, not a curated record
AUGUUCAACGCUUUCAACGUCACAGAUCUGGCUCUAGUCGACCAGAAGCCCGCAUCUGCAGCGCGUAGGUCUCUUCCCGAUUUUCAGUUGAUGCUGAACACACCGGACAACUCCGGUCGUGCUGGCAGAUCUCGUUCUGGAUGCAACGAAUGCCGCAGACGAAAGCUGGGGAUCACAUGUGUUUGGAGAGACCCAGACCAGAUUCGUAAUAAAAACAAGAAGCGCAAGACGAAUAAAGAGAUUCCACCCGAAACUGCACCCGAAUCGACUGAUCAGAUGCUGAUCAAGACUCCAACGCACUUCACAGCUGUUUCGUCCCCUGGAAGUCCGGCACAUUCGUUGAUAGAUAUGCUUAAGGGCCAUGUUCAGUUCAUUCCAGAUGUCUUAUCUCCUCAGAAAAGUUUGUUUUCGCUGCCUAUGAUGCAAAGUCUCAACCAAACGGAAAACGAGUACCUCGAUUACUACGUUAACUGCGUUUCCAAGACAGUGUCGAUCCUCCCCGAGGAAACUAAUUUUUUCCUCAGCUUGUACAUUCCUUUGGCUGCCAAGAACACAUCUAUUCUUCACGCACUGCUUGGCUGGGGAGGACUGUUCCUGGCUGGAUCAAAGGAAAACAGUACACCUUUGAAGUACAUCAAGAGUUCUUUGAAUCUGUGCAGUGAUAAGCUAAAGGCUCCAUUUCUUACCGAUAAUGACAAGCUAGAACUUGUCUCGGUUUACACCAUUUUAUGUGCGGCGGAAAUCUGUGCCGGCGACGUUAAGGACUGGUAUAAAUAUUUCCGCAAGCUUCACGAGUUCAUCGUUGACGAAUCCAAAGGUAACUUGCGAGCCUUGGUUCAGCUUCUUGGCCGCUCAGAGGACGCCAAAUGGCUGAUUUCUAAUUUCUUGUACCACGACGUUCUGAGCAGCACUAGCCACCAAACGGGUACAAUUUUCACGAGUGAACAAUACUGCGAGGCUUUGGAUAUCGGAUCGAGUAGUAUGCGACUACUUGAUUCGGGAAGCGUUUGUGACCCGCUGCAAGGAUGUGUGAGACCGCUAUACGUUCUUCUGGGUGAGAUUGCAAACACUCGAACCAUGCUGGUUUCGAUGGAAGAGGAACUCGAACAAAUCACAGACAAGGAGGAGUACGACAAGAAACGACUUGAUUACCUCACUCUACUCGAUCUCAGCUACAAGGAUCUAGACAUCAGAAUCAGGAACACAGAGCCGCAUACACGAUCGCUGCUUUUCCUGAAAAACGAUGAAGAAUUGGAGCACCAUCAUACGCUUUUCGAAACCUACAAGCUUAGUUUGCAGAUCUAUUUGCGGAUGAUGAUAAGAAAGACUCCUCCCGCGCUUCCUGAAAUCCAACUGCUGCUGCUAGAGUUGAAACCGUGUCUGGAUAUUGUGCUCAACACGUCUGUUCAGGCUGCUCUUUGCUUCCCCUUCUUGGUUGCUGGUUGCGCUUCAGUAACCAAGGAAGAUCGCAAAGAGAUGUCUGGUAAGCUUCACCAGAUAUCGUCCAAGUUUCCGGUCAAAAACUUUGAGCGGAUCUUGGUGGUGAUUCGCAAAGUCUGGAAGAACAAUAACGGAGGAUGGAAAUGCGUCUACUGGUUUGAUGUUGCUGAGAGUAUGGGCUGGACUUUGUCCUUAGCAUAA